AUGACAUAUAUUGACAAUUCGAUUUUCUUUCUCCUCCAGAUACUUUUCUUUGGAUUUGGAUGGCUUUUCUUCAUGCGCCAACUGUUUAAGGACUAUGAAGUACGUCAAUAUGUGGUACAGGUGAUCUUCUCUGUGACUUUCGCAUUUUCGUGCACCAUGUUUGAGCUCAUCAUCUUUGAAAUCUUAAAAGUAUUGAAUAGCAGUUCCCGUUAUUUUCACUGGAAAAUGAACCUGUGCGUAAUCCUUCUGAUCCUGGUGUUCAUGGUGCCUUUUUACAUUGGCUAUUUUAUUGUGAGCAACAUCCGACUAUUGCAUAGGCAGCGACUGCUCUUCUCCUGUCUCCUGUGGUUGACCUUCAUGUACUUCUUCUGGAAACUAGGAGACCCAUUUCCCAUUCUCAGCCCGAAACAUGGGAUUUUGUCCAUAGAACAGCUCAUCAGCCGGGUAGGUGUGAUCGGUGUGACUCUCAUGGCUCUUCUUUCUGGAUUUGGUGCUGUCAACUGCCCAUACACGUACAUGUCCUACUUCCUCAGAAAUGUGACUGAUGCAGAUAUCCUCGCCCUGGAACGGCGACUGCUCCAAACCAUGGACAUGAUCAUCAGCAAAAAGAAAAGGAUGGCAAUGACACGGAGAACUAUGUUCCAGAAGGGGGAGGUGCAUAACAAACCAUCAGGAUUCUGGGGAAUGAUAAAAAGUGUUACCACUUCAGCACCAGGAAGUGAAAAUCUCACUCUUAUCCAACAGGAAGUGGACGCUUUGGAAGAACUAAGCAGGCAGCUUUUUCUGGAAACAGCUGAUCUGUAUGCUACCAAGGAGAGAAUAGAAUAUUCCAAAACAUUUAAGGGAAAAUACUUCAAUUUUCUGGGUUACUUUUUCUCUAUUUACUGUGUUUGGAAAAUUUUCAUGGCAACGAUUAAUAUCGUUUUUGACCGGGUUGGGAAAACUGAUCCUGUCACAAGAGGCAUUGAGAUCACUGUGAAUUAUCUGGGGAUCCAAUUUGAUGUGAAGUUCUGGUCUCAACACAUUUCCUUCAUUCUGGUUGGAAUCAUCAUCGUUACAUCUAUCCGAGGACUGCUGAUCACUCUUACCAAGUUCUUUUAUGCCAUCUCUAGCAGUAAGUCCUCCAACGUCAUUGUCCUGCUGUUAGCCCAGAUAAUGGGCAUGUACUUUGUCUCCUCUGUGCUGCUGAUUCGAAUGAGCAUGCCUCUAGAAUAUCGUACCAUAAUCACCGAAGUCCUGGGGGAGCUACAGUUCAACUUCUAUCACCGUUGGUUUGAUGUGAUCUUCCUGGUCAGUGCUCUCUCCAGCAUACUGUUCCUCUAUUUGGCUCACAAACAGGCACCAGAGAAGCAUAUGGCACCUUGAACUCAUGCCUGUUACAGACUGCUACGGGCCAGUAGCGUCAGAAUUUGGAUUUAAGAGAAAACAAUGGAGGGGACCAGGGCCUAAUAUUUUUUAAACAAUCAAAACACUGAGGUAGCAGAUUCUACCUCCAGCUUAUGCCUUCCUCCUCAGCUGAUACUGUGAUCAUGUAGCAUUAGCUAGAACAUGAGCGUGAAGUAAACUCAAGCUAGCCCUCAGCGGAGCGCAUCCCACGUGGGUUUGAGGCUGAUGCAGCAUGGCGGAAGAGGGGUGUAAAAGAGCCAAGAAACUAGUCUGGGAGAAUACACUGGAGCCCUAGGGUAAGGGGAAGUCUGAGGUAGCUGGGCCAAACACACAG
This is a messenger RNA of Puma concolor (puma), 1720 nucleotides long. The record is from RefSeq and is a predicted model, not a curated record. NCBI's taxonomy places the organism in Eukaryota, Metazoa, Chordata, Mammalia, Carnivora, Felidae.